AUGGCAGAAAGAGAUCAAGUUAGGCCAUUAGCACCGGCGUCUGAAAGAAUUAGCAGCGACGACGAAGAAAUCGCCCUACAAAACGUCAAAAACCUCAAAAAAAGAAGAUGCAUCAAGUGCUGUGGCUGCAUAGCAGCCGUUAUCCUCAUUCAAGCAGCUGUAGUUGUCAUCUUAAUCUUCACCGUAUUCAAAGUUAAAGACCCCAUCAUAAGAAUGAACAAUGUUAUCGUCACAAAACUCGAACCAAUAAACGCAACCAUGCCACUGCCCCGGCCCGGCUCCAACAUGUCCAUAACAGCAGAUAUUUCUGUCAAGAAUCCUAACUAUGCGUCCUUCAAGUUCCCGAACACAUCCACCACUCUUUUCUUACAUGGGACCGUGAUCGGCGAUGCCCAGGGGCCACCCGGAAAGUCGAAGGCACGACGCACGACUCGCAUGAAUGUAACAGUGAAUAUUAUUGCUGAUAGAAUACUGUCACAGCCUAGUUUGGGUGAUGAUAUAAAUUCUGGUUUGAUUGCUAUCGAUAGUUAUACUGUGGUAGGUGGAAGAGUGAAGUUAAUGAAUAUUAUCAAGAAACAUGUUACUGUGAAGAUGAAUUGUACUGUGAGUAUCAAUAUUACAACCCGAGCAAUUCAAGAACAGAAGUGCAAGAGGAAAGUCAAGCUUUAG
Molecule: messenger RNA, 669 nt
Organism: Fraxinus pennsylvanica
Lineage: Eukaryota; Viridiplantae; Streptophyta; Magnoliopsida; Lamiales; Oleaceae
Source: the annotation of a GenBank genome assembly